Messenger RNA from Lasiosphaeria miniovina, 1407 nucleotides. RefSeq names its product GTP cyclohydrolase N terminal-domain-containing protein. The record is from RefSeq and is a predicted model, not a curated record. NCBI's taxonomy places the organism in Eukaryota, Fungi, Ascomycota, Sordariomycetes, Sordariales, Lasiosphaeriaceae. The transcript has 8 exons. Bases 1 to 1407 code for a protein of 468 amino acids.
AUGACGGCAGGUAUGGAUGAGGUGCUGAGUGCCUUGAAGGCCAUAGCCCAGAACCAGACGGAGCUGCUGGCUGGGUUCGACGAUAUUGCACAUCGCGUCAGCGCAUUGGAGAAAGGUGCCAACGGUUCAGCGGCGGGCGCCGUCGACGACGUGGACGGUGCUGGCCAAGAGCCGACACCGCUCGCCUCUCCUUUGUCCCAGGCGUCGCUGGUCUCGGUGCCCGCCGACGCGGGGACCAUCUCGCCGCCGGCCUCGAAAUCUCUAGACACUAAGUCGGCCUUCACGUCUCGCAUCGUCCUCACCACCUACCCCAAGCAGAUUGGCAUCAAGCCGCUGCCCAUGGAAUGGGGUGCCGCCGACCCGUUGAAGCGCGGUCCCGUGACGGUGCUGAGAGUACCGUCGACCAUCCGCAAACGGAAUGCCAUCGGAGCACACGGCGGGUCCUAUUCCAUCUACUACGCCUUAGCCGUGGCCAGCAACGAGCUCAAGGCCGACCACAAGCCCGACUUUACCAACACGGAGCCCGCCGUAAACAUCGGCCCCUUUCCCCAGUGGGCCGACAAGAAGAAAAUCGUGUCCAUGGAUCCCUGGGGCCACGUUGUUCCUCAAGUCUUCAAAGACCUCAUCGAGAAAGACAAUGGCAUGUUGGAUCUCCGCCCAACGAUUGCCGUCACCAAGGCGCAUAUGAAAUUGUCCGAGCUGGAAGAUAGCGUCCGGAGCGGCCGGCUUGUCCCGGACGGCAAGGUGUGCCUCAACGCGUCGGGUGAGCUCGCCGUGACCAAGUUUGCUGUCGAGCCCGUUUGGUAUCUCCCAGGCGUGGCCGAGCGCUUUGGCAUUGACGAGGGCACCUUAAGGAGGUCUCUCUUUGAGCACACGGGCGGCAUGUAUCCCGAAUGCAAUGGCAGCGAUGUCUUCGGUUCCGACAUCUGCACCUGCAGGCCCUAUCUCAUCUUCGGCAUCGAGGAGGCCGUCAAGGAAGCACAGAAUGGUGGCACUGGCGUCGUGAUCUACUUCCGAAAGGAAGGCCGGGCCCUUGGUGAAGUAACAAAGUACCUCGUGUACAACGCAAGGAAACGCGGGGAAGAUCGUGCAUCGGACUAUUUCAAGCGGACUGAAAACAUUGCGGGCGUCAAGGAUAUGCGGUUCCAAGCCCUGAUGCCCGAUAUCUUGCACUGGCUGGGUAUCACCAAGAUUGACCGCAUGCUGAGCAUGAGCAAUAUGAAACAUGAUGCUAUCGUGAGCCAAGGUAUCCCCAUCCACGAGCGAGUUGAGCUCCCCGAGUCCUGGAUUCCAGCCGACUCUAGGGUUGAGAUCGAUGCGAAAAUCACCGCCGGGUACUUCACGACAGGUCAUCGUAUGACAGACGAGGAGCUCAGAGCCGUGCAGGGCCGGAUAUGGGAGGAGUAA